Diceros bicornis minor is the source of this 1041-nucleotide messenger RNA. RefSeq names its product FSHD region gene 1 (gene FRG1). NCBI's taxonomy places the organism in Eukaryota, Metazoa, Chordata, Mammalia, Perissodactyla, Rhinocerotidae. The coding region runs from base 198 to 974 and encodes 258 amino acids. The record is from RefSeq and is a predicted model, not a curated record. Gene Ontology annotation, cellular component: catalytic step 2 spliceosome; striated muscle dense body; nucleolus. Gene Ontology annotation, molecular function: actin filament binding. The transcript has 9 exons.
CCUUUUCUUGGGCCGCAGUGUUGCGAUGAAAAAGAGCAGGGAUUCAGCAGACACGUCCGCUCCCGCGGUUGCGUACGCUGGCAGGGAGUCCGUAGUCCGUGUCAGUUUCUGGGCCUUCCUCGCCCGUUCGUGCUCCAGUGGAGGUAUUUUGUCCUGAGCCAGCUCCCGCGUCUUGAUACAGAAGUGUCCCCAGAACCAUGGCCGAGUACUCGUAUGUGAAGUCCACCAAACUCGUGCUCAAGGGAACCAAGGCUAAGAGCAAGAAGAAAAAGAACAAAGAGAAGAAAAGAAAAAGAGAAGACGAUGAAGAAACCCAACUUGAUAUCGUUGGAAUCUGGUGGACAGUAACAAACUUUGGUGAAAUUUCAGGAACCAUAGCAAUUGAAAUGGAUAAAGGAACCUACAUACAUGCACUUGACAAUGGACUCUUUACACUGGGAGCUCCACAUAAGGAAGUUGAUGAGGGCCCUAGUCCUCCAGAACAAUUUACAGCUGUCAAAUUGUCUGAUUCCAGAAUUGCCCUGAAGUCUGGCUAUGGAAAAUACCUUGGUAUAAACUCAGAUGGACUUGUUGUUGGGCGUUCAGAUGCAAUUGGACCAAGAGAACAAUGGGAGCCAGUCUUUCAAGAUGGUAAAAUGGCUUUAUUGGCCUCCAAUAGCUGCUUUAUUAGAUGCAAUGAAGCAGGCGAUAUAGAAGCAAAAAGUAAAACAGCAGGAGAAGAAGAAAUGAUAAAGAUUAGAUCUUGUGCUGAAAGAGAAACUAAGAAAAAAGAUGAUAUUCCAGAAGAAGACAAAGGAAAUGUCAAACAGUGUGAAAUCAAUUAUGUAAAGAAAUUUCAGAGCUUCCAAGACCACAAACUUAAAAUAAGUAAAGAAGACAGUAAAAUUCUUAAAAAGGCCCGGAAAGAUGGAUUUCUGCAUGAAAUGCUUCUGGACAGGAGAGCCAAAUUGAAAGCUGAUAGAUACUGCAAAUGACUGGACGUUUUGUUUCUUUCUUCUUUUGUUUUUUUCUGAAUAAAUCAGUGGAAGUGUUUUUACAGAA